AUGUCUUGGUCGAAGUUGAAAGAUGAGGGAAAUUCCCUGUUCUCUCGGGGAGACUACGAGGCCGCUCAGGCCAAGUACACGCGGGCGAUCGAUACUACCACCGGAGAUGAUGACCCAGAGGCCGUUGCAGUACUGUACGGUAAUCGCGCAGCGUGUCUUCUGUAUCUCAAAAGGUCGGUCUCGCCAACACGCCCGUAUGGUUCGGGUACAUCUGACUGGGAACAGGCACUGCAUGAGCUUACGCCUAGUGUUGCAUCGUGGGAGAAAGCCGUGGCUGCUAUGAAGGUCAAGAAUCCCUCCUCGAUGAGUCUCAACGAAGUCAAGCAACUGCAGGAGUAUGAAAACGGUUUGCGUACGGCUAGAACUGCCUUAGCCUUGCAAGGGUCCUCUUCGAUUCCUGGAUAUCAUAUGACCCCAAGUAAAGGACAAUUACCUUGGGAACGAGCUGAAUCUAUGAAGGCCGAAUUGAUGGCACGAGGACCUGCCGGCUAUUCUAGCAGUGAGUUCAAGACGGGAGUCGAGACCAUGAAAGCUUUGAAGAAGAUUCAAACUCCAGCGGGCGUAGCGUAUGCUGGGGCCACAGGUAAGGGCUGGAACGACGUACGCCCUGCGUUAGCCACCACUAUUAGGGGUUGGAUUAUGCGAGGAUUUAUUGAGGGUCAUGUACGCAUGAACAACUCAUCGGCGCCCGAGUUUCUUGGGCGCGCCCUGGAGGUCCUGGAGUGGGGUCGGUCUGAGUGGGCUGGAAUCCCAGAUGAUCAACGAGGCGCAAUAUUUCAAGACACGUUCGUCCGCGGCGUCCGAUGUCUGCGCCUUGAACGCCUUUUGAUUAAUAUGACCCAGGGUUCAUCUCGUUCUUCACUAUUUACCCUCGCGGCCAGGCACUGUCGUAAGUGGUCUUCACCUUUUCAGGGCGCAGACUCACGGACGUGCAGGAUGAAGGGGUUCUAUCACAAGCAGAUGGUACUGUCAAGCACGGCCCGAAGCAAAGAAGAGGUCCAUGAUCACUUUCGUAACGCUGCGAAGUACCAUCUCGCGGCUGCCGAAACAUACCCGGAAGAUGAUGAGCAGCAUGCUUGUAGGUCUCUUGUCCACCGUAUUUUGAUGACGAUGACUUUAUACAUUGGUUACCACGUGUAUGUAGGGUUCUUAUACUGCGCGCUGGAGAACCUGUUCCAAGCGGGAACGCCUCUCAGGGUCACUCUUCCCAUCAUGAAGCGCAUCACCGCCUCCAUGGAUAAGAUGAAGCGCAUAUGGGAGCACUCCGCCAUGGCAAUGGGUGGCCGUGAUACGGCUUUACAGAAGGCUAUAUGGAUGGAAGAGGAUGUUAUGAAAGCUCUGAGUGAGGGUGCAUACACAAUGGAGGAUAAAGUCAUGCCGGAGCCCGAUGCAUGGCCCUAUGGCACUCCAUGGCCAACAAACUGA
Gloeophyllum trabeum ATCC 11539 is the source of this 1425-nucleotide messenger RNA. RefSeq lists its product as uncharacterized. Lineage: Eukaryota; Fungi; Basidiomycota; Agaricomycetes; Gloeophyllales; Gloeophyllaceae. The transcript has 6 exons. The record is from RefSeq and is a predicted model, not a curated record. Gene Ontology annotation, molecular function: protein binding. The coding region runs from base 1 to 1425 and encodes 474 amino acids.